Molecule: messenger RNA, 876 nt
Organism: Conger conger (European conger)
Lineage: Eukaryota; Metazoa; Chordata; Actinopteri; Anguilliformes; Congridae
Product: leucine-rich repeat-containing protein 38-like
Exons: 2
Coding region: 1-876 (291 amino acids)
Cellular component (GO): voltage-gated potassium channel complex
Molecular function (GO): voltage-gated potassium channel activity; transmembrane transporter binding; potassium channel activator activity
Source: RefSeq, a predicted model, not a curated record
AUGUUGCCAUGUGUCCAGCGGCUGCAGCUCUUCGUUUUGCUCUCGUCCGUCCUGCGGUCCUGCCAGGGGCAGAACUGCCCCGCUAGCUGCCAGUGCCCGGACCCCCACACAGUGAACUGCAGCGGCCGGGGGCUCGCCCGCCUGCCGGACCCCAUCCCGCUCGACGUCCGCCGUCUGCUGCUCUCCCACAACUGGAUCCCCGGGAUCCCCUCCGACUUCCUGGUGCUGUACAGCGACCUGGUGUACCUGGACCUCCGGAAUAACUCGCUCUCCCGCAUCGAGCCGGGCACGCUCAGCACCUCGUCCCGGCUGGUGUUCCUGGACCUGGGCUGCAACAACCUGACGGAGAUCCCGUCGGGGACGUUCGGGGAGUCCCGCAGCCUGAUCAAGCUCCGGCUGGGAAGCAACCCCAGCCUCAGCAUGGUGAGCAAGGACGCCUUCCUGGGCCUGACCUCGCUGCGCGAGCUGGAGCUGGAUCAGAACGCGCUGUCCGGCCUGGACGUGGGGGUCCUGGGCCAGCUGCCCUCGCUCAGGGUGGUCCGCCUGGAGGGGAACCCCUGGGAGUGCAACUGCAACUUUUCCAAACUGUUCGCCUGGCUGAUGGAGAACAGGCACAAGCUUCCAACAGGCAUCCAGGGGAUGGAGUGCUCGCUUCCCGUGGACGGGAGGCGCGUGGCGCUGAGCCAGCUCUCCGAGGACAGCUUCCGAGAGUGCCAGGUCACGCUCACGCUCACAGACUAUUUCAUCGUCAUCUUCUCCGGCAUCGCCGUCUCCGUGGCGGCCAUCUUGACCAGCUUCUUCCUGGCCUCCACCGUCCACUGCUUCCAGCGCUGGAGCAAAGCCAACAAGACAGACGAGGAGGAGAGCGAUGCCUGA